Molecule: messenger RNA, 1046 nt
Organism: Magallana angulata
Lineage: Eukaryota; Metazoa; Mollusca; Bivalvia; Ostreida; Ostreidae
Exons: 4
Coding region: 1-987 (328 amino acids)
Cellular component (GO): extracellular region
Molecular function (GO): chitin binding
Source: RefSeq, a predicted model, not a curated record
AUGGAGAUUUUGAAAGUUGUUGUUGAUGCAAUAUUGAAGUUGUUAUUUGUUGGAGUGUUGUUUCAGGUUAUUAGAUGCCAAACACUUUAUAAAUCUGUUUUCAUCAACGACUCCUUCUUAAAUGAUGGAAAGGAGAAAGAACUUAAUAUUCUUUUAGAUGGAUGUGAAAAUAAACUACGUGAAGAAAGUAUCAAAACUAAGGAAGGGAUUCGAAGAGAGAAAGAACUCAAAAGCAAGUUGGAAGCAUCAGAAAUCGCUGUCAUGGCCUUACACGGACACUAUUUCCAAGAGCCCGAGGUUGUUAAAAUUUGCAAGAUGUAUCCAUCGUUGAUCCUCUCUCAUCCAACAUACUGUCAAUUAUAUUACAACUGUUCAAUACCAGGAGACAGUGGUUUAAAAGAUAACGAUUGCAAGCCUAGGUUGUAUUUAGCAGAGUGUCCUUACCCCAAGUUAUUAUCAAAAGAAACAUUAAAGUGUGAAAAUUACACGAAUGUGAUGUGUGGAUAUCGCAUCGAAAUAAAAUGGGCAUGUGAUUACGAGAGUGGCGGAGUUUUCUGCGAAUAUCAACUUGGUCCUCACCUAGCGCCGUAUUGUUACGGGUACUUUCCAAAUUGUGACAGUUACCCUGACGGGUUAUAUCUUAAUGAACAUAGAGGUGAUGACAGGUAUUACAAAAAAUGUUUAGAUGGCCGAACAAUUGAAUAUGGAGAGUGUCCAUAUAGCCACAUGUGGAAGACAAUAACUUUUUUGCACAAAGGGCAAUGCGUAUCACCAUUUGAGAUGCCUGACAAUGAACAAAGAUAUGGCCAAAUUCCAUCGUGUAUUGGAAAAAAUGAUGGAAGCUACCAGUAUCCUCAAGAAGGACACAAAUGUAAUGCGUAUUUCACGUGCAAGAACGGAAAGGCUAAAGGAAUAAAAUGUCCAGGUAGCCAGCUCUUUGAUGUGAACACUGGAACUUGUCAGGAAGGUGCAAGCUGCAAUGAAUAAUCAAUUUUUUAAGCCAAAAUCCAGAAUAUUGAUUGUCAUAAAUUAUAUAACUGUUUUCA